Guyanagaster necrorhizus is the source of this 252-nucleotide messenger RNA. RefSeq lists its product as uncharacterized. Lineage: Eukaryota; Fungi; Basidiomycota; Agaricomycetes; Agaricales; Physalacriaceae. The transcript has 2 exons. The record is from RefSeq and is a predicted model, not a curated record. The coding region runs from base 1 to 252 and encodes 83 amino acids.
AUGCCUGGCUCGCGGCUUGAUCCGCGGCCAAAAGUUGGCCGAGACUCGGCCUGGGAGGAUCCGUCGGCAAAGUUGGAGUCCGUAUUGAGUUUGGCUGAAGCCCGGUCGUCAUCCUCGCGAUCGAGUAGCACCACGUCCAACAAUGAAUCGAAAUACUCUAACCUGGACCCGCUUCCUGCAACCGUUUACAAGGAGACUCCCUCCGCCCUGCAACGGCCAUCGCAUGGAUUUUGCAGACGAGAAGGUGACUAG